This is a messenger RNA of Micropterus dolomieu (smallmouth bass), 1671 nucleotides long. Its product is annotated as transmembrane protease serine 9-like. Gene Ontology annotation, biological process: proteolysis. NCBI's taxonomy places the organism in Eukaryota, Metazoa, Chordata, Actinopteri, Centrarchiformes, Centrarchidae. The transcript is spliced from 10 exons. The record is from RefSeq and is a predicted model, not a curated record. The coding region runs from base 1 to 1557 and encodes 518 amino acids. Gene Ontology annotation, molecular function: serine-type endopeptidase activity.
AUGCAGGGUCUUAACAAGCUUCUUUUCUUUCAUGUUCUGACAUGUCUUGGACAGAAUGCACUUGGAGGUAAAAUCAUAGAUGGGGACAGAGCCCCGGAGAACUUGAUGCUGUAUAUGGCCUCUCUGCAGAACAUCCGUGGUCAUGUCUGUGGGGGAUUCCUUAUAAGUGAAGACUUUGUAGUCUCUGCUGCACACUGUGACUGCUUGAAUCCUUCAAGUGUUGUUCUUGGCACCCACAAUCUCAAGUCUGCAAGAACAGAGAGAUCUAUUGAAAAGAAGUGUAUUCCCCCAUCUUAUGAGAAUGUUGGUGGAGGGAAUGACAUCAUGCUCCUCAAGCUGUCUAGUGCAGUUCAACUGAACGAGAGAGUACAGCUUAUCCAACUUCCCAAGACUGAAAUUAGCAUGAAAGAUGGAGAAAAGUGCAGUGUGGCUGGAUGGGGUAAGACUGAAACUGGUGGUGCAGUUGUUGAUGACCUGAGAGUGGUGGAAGUGUCUGUCAUCAACCCGCAAGUCUGUAAGAUGAAAUGGCAGAAUCUUCCUGCCAAUGUUCUCUGUGCAGGUGGAUAUGACACAAAGAAAGGAUUCUGUCAGGGUGAUUCUGGUGGUCCUCUGCUGUGCAACGGGAUGGCAGUUGGUAUCGUGUCUUUCAACAGAAAUUACACCUGCAACUAUCCAGACGUACCCAACGUCUACACAGACAUAUCAAAAUACCUGCCCUGGAUUAACAAGAUUCUCAAGGAAAAGAACUGCUUUUUAUGGCCUCAGUGCAGAACAACAUGGGUCAUGUAUGUGGAGGAUUCCUCAUCAGUGAAGACUUUGUGGUCACUGCUGCGCACUGUGACCGCCACUCUUGGGGGUAAAAUCAUACAUGGGGAAAAAGUCCCCGAGAACUCUAUGCUGUAUAUGGUCUCUCUGCAGAACAUCCGUGGUCAUGUCUGUGGGGGAUUCCUCAUCAGAGAAGACUUUGUAGUCUCUGCUGCACACUGUGACCAUGUGAAUCCCACACAUGUUGUUCUUGGCUCCCACAAUCUCAAGGCUGAAAAUACAGUGAGAUCUAUUGAAAAGAAGUAUAAACCCACAUCUUAUGAGAAUGUUGGAACAGGGAAUGACAUCAUGCUCCUCAAACUGUCUAGUGCAGUUCAACUGAACGAGAGAGUACAGCUUACCCAACUUCCCAAGACUGAAAUUAGCAUGAAAGAUGGAGAAAAGUGCAGUGUGUCUGGAUGGGGUAUGACUGAAACUGGUGGUGCAGUUGUUGAUGACCUGAGAGUGGUGGAUGUGUCUGUCAUCAAUCUAGAAGACUGUAAGGAGAAAUGGAUGAAAUUGGGGCAUCUUCCUGCCAAUGUUCUCUGUGCAGGUGGAUAUGACACAAAGAAAGGAUUCUGUCAGGGUGAUUCUGGUGGUCCUCUGGUGUGCAACGGGACAGCAGUUGGUAUCGUGUCCUUCAACAAAGAUUCCAACUGCAACUAUCCAGACGUACCCAACGUCUACACAGACAUAUCAAAAUACCUGCCCUGGAUCAACAAGAUUCUCAAGGAAAAUAAUUGUUCAAAGUAACAAUCUCACACAGAGAUUUGCUUCAGCAUACUUUGAUUGGGAAGGGCUGUUGUAACUGUGUCGCUUUGUCUCUUUAACGCAAAGACAAAAUAAAAACAACAAAAUCUUUUCACA